AUGAAUGGAAGAUCAGGCCCGAAUAUGAACGCACGCCAUUCGCAAAUCGGUAGGAAGUGGCUCUUCAUGGGUCAACUCAAUAGUUUCCUAUUCAGGUCAUCAACUACUGAGACUCUCCCAACUACCACGAUAACAACAACUGCUCCGACAACUGCGACUGAACGGACUACCACGACUGCUCCUACUACAGAAACAACUACCACAACACCACCGGACACCACUAGUACUGUGGCAUUCACAGAUACUACGAGUUUAACCUCUUCCACAACCAUUAGGACUAUGACCGCCGCUACGACUACCACAACCGAAACCACUACGCCUGAGGGGUUCUUCGAGUCAGAACUACUAGCUGGCAAUCUUUGUCAGUUGUACGUACGUUGCGUCGUGAAAAUUUUUCCAUUCGACGGUACCAACUAG
Cooperia oncophora is the source of this 417-nucleotide messenger RNA. NCBI's taxonomy places the organism in Eukaryota, Metazoa, Nematoda, Chromadorea, Rhabditida, Trichostrongylidae. The record is from the annotation of a GenBank genome assembly.